This is a messenger RNA of Paramacrobiotus metropolitanus, 468 nucleotides long. RefSeq lists its product as uncharacterized. The record is from RefSeq and is a predicted model, not a curated record. Lineage: Eukaryota; Metazoa; Tardigrada; Eutardigrada; Parachela; Macrobiotidae. Bases 65 to 385 code for a protein of 106 amino acids. The transcript has 4 exons.
AUCCACUCAACGAUAGUCAACGAUUUCUGUUGCUUAACACUUUUAUUGAUUCGCUUCCGGCAUCAUGAACGUUUUCGUGACCUUAGUUCUCUUCGGUGCCAUUCUGGCUUUUGUGGAAGCCAUGCCGGUCAAGGACGAAUCACCAUUAACAUUAGCGGAAAAAAGCCACAAAACCCAGGAAAUCUCUGAGCCCGCAACCGAAACUGAUGAGGGCGUACCGGAAAACGACCGCAACACGAAUCUCUCCAAAUCUGCACCGGAAAUCCAUCCAACGAAACAGAAAACGAAGCGCGAUGCCAUCCUUAUCCCUUCUCCGUGUUCAGCUAAAGAAUGGCGUUCGAAUAAAGAAGAAUGUGCACUGCGAGAGGAAAUGUUUGGACACUAAUUUAACGCUCGAUAUUUUCGGUUCUUUGUAUUGCUAAUUUUUGAUACAUAACUAAGGUCGAUUUACGUAUUACAAACUGAAUA